GCCGGACAACUCCGACAAGCCCGAGAAGGAACGCGCCGCCGUAGCCAGGCCCGCCGCCACCGGCCUCGACGCCACCCUGAGCCCGCGCAGCCCGCCGCCACCCACUGCGGCGAGGAAGCACCGGAGUUCGUUUAGGGGACCGCCGCCGCGCCAUCCUGCGACAACUCGUCUGCUCCCGAUGGCGGGAAGGCGAAAGAUUCCAGGGACGAGAGCCCCAAGAACUGCGGUGCCCGGGAUGUGGCAGGUGUUGCCUCGGAUUCCGGCGGCGUCGAACCAAAGAAACGGCUCCAGGCCGCCGCCGCCUCACAGAAGAGGGGAGAGAGGGAGGAGAAGAAAUCAUCAGAGGCCGCCGCCUCAUUCUGCAAAACUCCGUCUGCUCGAGAUGGCGGUAAGAUCAAAGAAUUGGGAAUCGGGAGCGCCAAGAACUGCGGUGCCCGAAUGUGGCCGCUGUUACCUCCAUUUCCGUCUGCCUCGAACCAAAGAAGCGGCUCCAGCUCACCGCCGCCACCACCACUUCCGGCAAGAAGAGGGGAGAGGAAGCAGCAGGAGCGAAUCCCACGGCGGCCUGUGCUCCCGGCGACAGGCAAUCAGCCGCAGAAGGCGGCAGCAAGCAUCGUGGUAGCAGUUGUCAAAGCUCGCUGGACAGCAAGAAAGAUGUGGGUGAGAUGGGUGUCGGCGUCUGGAAUUUCAUCUCACAGCCAUGGAUGCAGCAGCGGCGCAGACCAGAGGGACCAGACUUCUCAUGGAACAAGACCUCUUUUCUCAACCGCUUGUUUGAAUGCUGUGGUUUAGUUGAUCUAAUUAUUGGCAAAGAUUUGAAGCUUCCUCAUGUCAAUGAACAGAGGACUCCUAUAUCUGAAGCAAAAGGCCACUAUAAGAUCAAGGAAUCAGUUAUGAAGGAACUUUCAGAAUUAUACUCAUCCUUUCGUGUAGUGCUUGGAGAGGGGGAGUGUUUCUACAGGAGUUUCAUUUACUUUCUGAAGGAUACUACUCUUGAAAUAUUUUGGAGACUAUAGAGACUGAAGCCAUUUUCUCCUUUCUUACAAUUUCUUCUGCUGCUUGGAUAUUGACCAAUCCGGAGUUCUCGGGAUUCCAUGCAAUAGAAGAUGGCAUUACCUUAGAAGAGGUACUGUAGCAGCAUAGUAUGUUAUUGUGAUACCAGUUUUGCAGAUCACAAAUUGUUCAGAGCCGAUCAUAUGCUGAUAAUCUAGCAAUUACAGCAUUAGCAGAUGCAUUGCGUAUUCAAAUCCGGAUCUUUUGCCUUGAAACUGGUCAGUACCAAGACAUGUGCGUCAGACCCUCUAGCCAGAGCACU
Panicum hallii is the source of this 1315-nucleotide messenger RNA. RefSeq lists its product as uncharacterized. The record is from RefSeq and is a predicted model, not a curated record. NCBI's taxonomy places the organism in Eukaryota, Viridiplantae, Streptophyta, Magnoliopsida, Poales, Poaceae. The coding region runs from base 666 to 1016 and encodes 116 amino acids. The transcript is spliced from 5 exons.